Molecule: messenger RNA, 2610 nt
Organism: Nothobranchius furzeri (turquoise killifish)
Lineage: Eukaryota; Metazoa; Chordata; Actinopteri; Cyprinodontiformes; Nothobranchiidae
Gene: nmnat2
Product: nicotinamide nucleotide adenylyltransferase 2
Biological process (GO): NAD+ biosynthetic process
Cellular component (GO): Golgi apparatus
Molecular function (GO): nicotinamide-nucleotide adenylyltransferase activity; nicotinate-nucleotide adenylyltransferase activity
Source: RefSeq, a predicted model, not a curated record
GCGCGGUGGCUGCUGGGAGUGCGUGUGUCUCUUUAAGACGCUCCUGGUUCUGGCCCGAUCAGCAUCCUGCAGCACAAACAGCCUCACCUCUCCAUCUCUGCGGUGGAUCCAGAAACAACAGAAGGACUGAAUCUGACCGGACCGGACCGUGACACUAUGACAGAAACCAGUAAGACGCACGUGAUCCUUCUGUCCUGCGGGAGCUUCAACCCGGUCACUAAGGGACACAUCCAUAUGUUCGAAAAAGCCAGAGAGUUUCUGCACAAAACAGGAAGAUUCAUUGUGAUCGGAGGCAUCAUCUCACCAGUUCACGACUCCUAUGGAAAACCUGGCCUGGUGUCCAGCCGACAUCGUCUCACCAUGUGUCAGCUGGCCGUCCAGUCAUCUGAUUGGAUCAGAGUGGACCCCUGGGAGUGUUACCAGGACACCUGGCAGACCACCUGCAGCGUGUUGGAGCAUCACCGCGACCUCAUGAAGAGAGUCACCGGCUGCAUCCUGUCCAACGUCAACACGCCGUCUACCACUCCUGUGAUUGGUCAGCCUCAGAACCAGACUCCGCCCAUCUACCAGAACCAUAGCACCAUCAACAACAAACACACAAACAUCACGGCCAUCAAACUUUGGGGGAAAAUCGGUGAGAGUUUGGGUAAAAUCUGCUGCGUUCGUCCUCAGAUGGAACGUUUCACGUUUGUUGAUGAAAACGCCAACCUGGGCACCGCCAUGAGAUACGAGGAGAUCGAGUUACGCAUCCUUCUCCUGUGUGGCAGUGACCUCCUGGAGUCCUUCUGCAUCCCUGGCCUCUGGAAGGACAGUGAUAUGGAGGUUAUUGUUGGAGACUUUGGGAUCGUGGUGGUUCCUCGAGACGGAGUCGACACUGAGAGGAUCAUGAAUCACUCGUCAAUCCUACGCAAAUACAAGGACAAUAUCGUCACGGUGAAGGAUGCAACAAACCACCCGAUGUCCAUUGUCAGCUCCACAAAGAGCAGACUGGCUCUGCAGCACGGUGACGGCCACGUCGUGGACUACCUGAGUCAGCCCGUCAUUGACUACAUCCUUCAGAGCCAGCUGUACAUCAACGCCUCUGGAUAAACCUGCUACAUGAAAACACCCAGAACAAAGAUGGUAGGGGGAGGGGCUUCUACAACCAUCUACUUUAUACCCCCCCCCCCCCCCCCAAAAAAAAAAGAACUGAAACUUCCUCGUCCGUCUUCAGACUUAUACUCUUCUUUGAUCUGUGCCUCCUGUCUGUGUCAUGUGACCCUACCUUUGUUGGGGUGGGUGGGAGGGGCUUCAUGUGUAAACAGGUGCAUGGUCAGCAGCAGAGCAUGCUCAGGGCUAGGCUGGGCAGAACCUGAUCCAGAUGUUAGCACAUGGAUCCUUACCAAGUCUCAUAGUUUAAACAGGAGUUUGGUUUCUAUCAGGUGACCCGGUUCUGAUCCGGUUCUGGAUUCAUGUUGGAUGUUAAUUAUUAUUGUGAGAUUUUAACAGAACAGGUUUGUUGGUCAGAAACUUUCACUUUCACUCAAGAACCUGGCCUGAACACACACACACACACACACACACACACGCACAGAUAUUCCUCAAAUCUCACUUUGUUUUGAACCUGAACUUUAUCAGUUUGAGCCUGGUGAGUCAUGUUACCAUGGCAACAUGGGAUGGUGAUGGUGAGGAGCCAACUGAACUGGACCCUCUGUUUCUCCUCCUGCAUGCUUUCUUCUGCUGGUUAGGUUCUGGCAUUAAUGUUUUCACUCAAGAUUAUUAUGGUCUGUCGUGGACAUGUCUGGAAAAUUAUUAUAAAUAACAUUUAGCUUCAGUGAAGAUCGUUUCCACGGCGACACACGUUUGUAUUAGCUCUGUAAACGAGCCGAUGUCAUCUGCUUGUGUUUAUCUCCAUGUGUGUGUGGGGGGGGUGGGGGGGGGGGGGGGGGUUGAUUACACGUAGCUGAACCUGUUUCUGUAUUAAUCCGCUGUUUCUGUUGCACGAACUUCUGAGUGUGAAAUUAUUUAUUGUGACUUGUUUGUGAGAUUUUGUCAUCACAGCUGUUUACAGAUCAGAUUUAGAUCUGAUCAAAGACUUAAAGAUGAACAAAACUGACCUGAGAUCAGAGCAGCAGAAGGAUGUAAGAUGACAAUAAGCCUGGAAGUGAAUCCAGUCUUUAAUAUUUCUGAUCCGAUUCUUUAUUUCGGAUCACCUGCUCCCCCUGCUGGAUAAACACAGUAGCUCCUCUAGUGAAUCAUCACGGUCAGACUGAAACAAAUACAUUUUAUUUGAGUCAGAGGAGUAAAGCAGAUUAAUUUUAUUUUAUUUUUCAUCUGCAGCAGAACAAAAGCAGAUCAGAUCAUUUGAAAAUAAAAUUUGCUUUUAAAUCUCAAAAUUAGACAAGUCCUGAAAUAUGAAGAAAUAAAAAUGUAGGAAAGGUUUUUAUUUUCAGUCACACAUAGAAAACUACAUAUCUGCUGUUUGACCCUGAUGGUAAACAAUCAAAUACAUUUGCAGACACAACCAGCUCCAUCAACAUGGCCACGCUUUUAUUUUAAAAUCUGACUCGUAAAUGUUUGUUUUACCAGCAUUUAUUUGUAUUUAUUAUCCAAUAAAUAUCAAAAAUUUCA